GCCGCCGCUGCCGGUUACGCCAGCCCCGCCGCCGCCCGCUCUGAUUCUGCGCAUAGGCAGCCCCCAAGCCUGUCAUUCUGCAAAAACACAGUUUACUCAACACACCACACACACACUCACACACACACGCGCGCACACACACACGCGCACACUGCCCCCCUCGCGCACACGCACGGAGGGCGCGAGCGAGCAGACGCGCACACCCGGCGAGCCAAGUUCCGCAGCCUGGCAUGGCUUCUGGGGACCUUUACGAGGUUGAAAGGAUUGUAGACAAGAGGAAGAACAAGAAGGGAAAAUGGGAGUAUCUGAUCCGGUGGAAAGGCUACGGGAGCACGGAGGACACGUGGGAGCCCGAGCACCACCUGCUGCAUUGUGAGGAGUUCAUUGAUGAGUUCAACGGGCUGCACCUGGCCAAGGACAAGAGGCUCAAGUCGGGGAAGCAGCCCGGCGCCUCCAAGCUUCUGCGCGACGGCCGAGGCCCCUCGGUGGAGAAGCUGUCCCACAGGCCCUCGGAAUCCGCCAAGAGCAAAGGGACUUCCCAUAAACGGAAGCGGAUCAACCCUUCCCUGUCCAAGCCGAAAAAAGGGUAUCCGGCCAAGCCCCCUGCAGGCGGGGACAGGGCCACCAAGACGGUGUCUUACAGGACUACCCCCAGUGGCCUGCAAAUAAUGCCCCUGAAAAAGGCGCAGAAUGGGAUGGAAAACGGGGACGCCGGCUCCGAGAAGGAAGAGAGGCAUUUUGGAAACGGGUCCCACCAGCCCGGCUUGGAUUUGAAUGACGUGGGUGAGCAGGACCUGGGCGACUGCCACGUGAGCCCCGCGGCGCUGGCGGAGAAUGGACUCGGCUCUGCUCUGACCAACGGGGGACUAAACCUGCACAGCCCUGUGAAGAGGAAGCUGGAAGCGGAGAAGGACUACGUCUUUGACAAGAGGCUCAGGUACAGCGUCCGCCAGAACGAAAGCAACUGUCGCUUUCGGGACAUUGUCGUGCGGAAGGAAGAGGGCUUCACGCACAUCCUGCUGUCCAGCCAGACCUCGGACAACAACGCGCUGACCCCUGAGAUCAUGAAGGAGGUGCGGCGCGCGCUCUGCAACGCGGCCACGGACGACAGCAAACUGCUGCUCCUCAGCGCCGUGGGCAGCGUGUUCUGCAGUGGCCUGGAUUACUCCUACCUAAUUGGCCGCUUGUCCAGUGACCGGAGGAAGGAGAGCACCCGGAUUGCAGAGGCCAUCAGGGACUUUGUGAAGGCCUUUAUCCAGUUUAAGAAGCCCAUCGUGGUGGCGAUCAAUGGGCCCGCGCUGGGCCUGGGCGCCUCCAUCCUGCCCCUCUGCGACAUCGUGUGGGCCAGCGAGAAAGCCUGGUUUCAGACCCCCUACGCCACCAUCCGCCUGACGCCCGCCGGCUGUUCCUCCUAUACCUUCCCCCAGAUCCUGGGUGUCGCACUGGCCAACGAGAUGCUCUUCUGCGGGCGGAAGCUCACCGCCCAGGAGGCGUGCAGCAGAGGCCUGGUGUCACAGGUCUUCUGGCCAACCACAUUCAGCCAGGAGGUCAUGCUGCGGGUCAAGGAGAUGGCCUCCUGCAGCGCGGUGGUGCUGGAGGAGUCGAAAUGCCUUGUCCGGAGCUUCCUGAAGUCAGUGCUUGAAGAUGUGAACGAGAAAGAAUGCCUCAUGCUCAAACAGCUCUGGGGUUCCUCCAAAGGCCUGGAUUCCCUGUUCAGCUACCUGCAGGACAAAAUUUAUGAAGUCUGAGGGCCCAGUGCUCAAGGGCAGCUGACUUCCAGCUCUGCCCUGUGUUUCAGAAAUCAGAGCACAGUGUAUUCCCGGCCAAGGAGUCCGUCAGGGUGUCUCUCUAUACCUAGGGUCGUGUCCAUUUCCUCGUGUCCUUUGGUUGCUCCUCAUUGGUUUGGUUUUGUGUAACGAUGGGAAACGCAGCAUACUUGGCCUCCCCCGUGUCCCCACCCCAACUGGCUGGAGAGCUAUCGAGGGCUAUAUCUUCCCAGUCCUCUGCCAGGUGCCCUUGUCCUGUCCCCACUUGCUGAAAUGCACCAUCCUGGUCCAGGAAGGGGAAGACCCAUUUCUCCAUCCUUCUGACUCAGGCUGUGUCUACACAGUGCCUCUGAUUUGGAGACUUGGCUGCCAUGGCUCUGUCUGGUUAAGUACAGAUCCAGUGACAGGGGACGACCAAUCCUAGGGAAUUUCUAGACCCAUGAGCAGAACAAUUGUGUAGAUCCAGCCUCGGUCUCCUCUCUGAUGCAAAUCUGCAUGACUUUUAGGGCUUGGUCUUAAAACCCAAUUGAGUAAUUUACAAACCCAGAUAUUGUACAUUUAGGAGCAUUUUGUUAAAUAUAUAUUUUUAAAACAG
Messenger RNA from Balaenoptera ricei (Rice's whale), 2361 nucleotides. RefSeq names its product chromodomain Y like 2 (gene CDYL2). The record is from RefSeq and is a predicted model, not a curated record. Bases 231 to 1748 code for a protein of 505 amino acids. The transcript has 7 exons. Gene Ontology annotation, cellular component: nucleus. Lineage: Eukaryota; Metazoa; Chordata; Mammalia; Artiodactyla; Balaenopteridae. Gene Ontology annotation, molecular function: transcription corepressor activity.